AAAUGGAAAAUGCCGAAUUGUAGAAUGUAUAUUUCAUAUUUUAUAUAAUCAAACAAAUAAUUUUUCAUUCUUUUUUAUUUGUAUCUGUGAAUCACUGUGUACAUCAAGGUUCAAUCAAAUCACAUUGAUUCGGUACUUUGGAAUUUAAUUAUUUUUUUGGUGCUAUUUGCAAUUAUUUUGCGAUUCCAUUCGCUCGGUCGUUGUUCGGUGUGUAAUUGCUCAAAGUUUUCUUUGUGUGUGUGUGUGCGAUUGUAUGUUUUUUGUCCAUUGUCUGCGCUUUUAUUUUCGUCAGAAGUCAAUUUGAAAGCGAAAAACUUCGAAUUUUAUUGGAAAAGAAGAAAAUAAUCGGCGUAUUCACUUUUGAUACAUCGAUUUCGAAUCGAUAAAUCGAAUAAAAUCAUGUCUCUGGCAUAUGGACAACAACAACAAACGCCUCAAGCGGCACAACAGCCACCGAUUGGUGCAGCACCGAAUCAACAGCAACAUCGUGCAAUGCCGCCAAAUCGAGGUCCCGCACAAGGACCACCACCGCCAAGUCCGGCUCACAUUCAAAAAAUUCUCGACGAAAAUUGUAGUCUCAUUCAAACCAUUCAAGAAUUUCAACAUGCUGGCAAAAGCCAUGAAUGUAUGUCUUAUCAUCAGACACUGCACCGUAAUCUCGUUUAUUUAGCACAACUUGCGGAUUCAACACAAAAUGUAAAUCAAAUUCUACCACCACCACAUGUUUUGCAAUCUUCGAUGGGACAACAAAUUCCACCGAUGCAUCAUCCAUCAAAUGAAGGUGGCAAUCAACCACCAGGCGGACCACAAAAUCCAAAUCAACAACCACCAAUUGGGGGUCCAUACAAUCACAUGCAACAUCAAAUGCCAUUGCCAAAUUCAUCGCACAUGCAACAACAACAACAGCAGCAGCAGCAACAGCAACAACAACAACAACAGCAACAGGGACAGCAACAUCCUGGCCAGAGCCAUCCAUCGGCACCGCAACAUGGUCCACAGCAUCCAGGACCUCAACAUCCUGGCCAACAGCAUCCAGGUCCACAACAUCCUGGCCAACAACAACAUCCAAUCUCAAAUCAGCAGCCACCGCCUCCUCAACAAAACGAUACUGCGGGACCAGCUGGUCAACCUGGUGCGGGGCCACAGCCAAACUAUCGAAAUGCUGGUCCACCGACUUCCGUUCCUCAAUCUCAAGCUCAACCCCAACAGCCACCAGUUCAAUCACAUCCACCGUUGUCGCAUGCCCAACAGCAACCACCACAACCGCCACAAAAUGAUACGGCUGCUGGACCACCGCAGCAGAAUUUCCGAAACGCACCACCGCCAAAUGCAAUUCCACACUCUCAGCCCCAACAACAACCGCCACAUUCUCAACCGCCAAUUCAAUCGCAUCCAACGAUACCACAUUCGGUUGCCAAUACACCACAUUCGCAAGCACCACCAAUGCCAAUGUCAACUACACCCCAACCUACAGCUCAACAACAGCAACAACCAACAGUUGCAGCUCCUACGACACAGCCCCAAGGUCCACCAACACAGGCACCAAAUCAGCCACCACAACAACCACCAAGUCAACAGCAUCCAAGCUCUCAACGGCCCAACGCUGUUCCACCAAGCUCACAGGCACCGACCGUUCCAGUUUCGCAAGCAUCACAACCACCGGUUGCACAACAACAACAAGGUCCAGGGCCACAAGCUCAACCUCCAAAUCAGCAACAACCUCCUCAGCCAGGUCAACAACAAGCUCAACCCUAUCGUGGAUAUCAACAGCCUCAGCAUUACGGUUAUGGUCCACCACCUCAAGGGCAAGGUUAUCAACCGAAUAGCUAUCCACCAGCCAUGCCACCGUAUGGACCACAAGGUUAUGCACCGAACGCAGCGCCUCAGGUUUAUCACCACGGAAUGCCACCGUCAACAACACAUCAACCUGGUUAUCCACCACCACCUGGUAAUCAGCCAAUGUAUGGACCCCAUUCGCAAAAUAUGUAUCCACAAAAUGCACCGCCGCCAAUGAACUACUAUGGUGGCCCAAACCCGGCUUAUCCCAAUCCAUAUCCACCGCCACCACAACAAUAUCAACCACCAGCACCUGGAUAUCCGCCAGGUUCUCAACAAGGACAACCAAUUCCACCGCCAACACACCAUCAACCUGCAGCUAAUCCUCCAGUGGUAAAUUCAAUACCAACGUCGGCUGCAAAUCCAAAUCAAACAACAUCGCCGCCAAACACUUCAAAUGGCAGUCAAGCACCAACUAUCGGAGGAGGACCACCACCACCAGUUACAGGGGCACCACAACAAACCCCAGUAACCGGCGCACAGCAGCCACCAGCUCAACCGCCAGCUUCUGGUAAAGCAAUGCCUCCCAAUUCUCAACCAAUGUCAAUGGCUCCGCCGCAUCCAAAUAUGCCGCCUCCACCACAAAACAGUCAACCGCCAGCUGGUUAUCAGCCACCAGGGCCAAUGCCACCACCAGUAUCAGGAGCUCAUUCACAGCCAAACUAUACUCAGCCUCCUCAGCCCCAAGUACAGAACAGUACAGCGCCAAAUGCUCAAUUGCCGCCACCAGUUGGUCAAAAUAUCUAUUCGCAACAAUAUCAAGGUCCACCACAAGGUCCCUAUGCACCAGGUGGCCCCAAUUAUCCGGCCACACAUGCAGGUUAUCAUCAACAAAACUAUCAUCCGGCUCAAAACUAUCAAGCAUACAGGCCUCCACCUGGUCCACCUGCUCCUGGUGCUUACACGGGCUACCCAGGUUACGGUCAACCACAACAAUAAUUCAUCACUCACUAAAAAAAACACAAGCAAUCUAUUAUGCUUGAUGCAAACAACGACGCAUACAGGCGAACCAUAAAACUAGCGCUUUUUAAUCGUAUACAUUUCAAUUGAUUCCUAAUCGACAAAUCACAUAGAAUAUUCACAAUUUUAUAUAAAGCUCUCCCAUCAUACUUCAACACUCUAUCGGCAAUUUAAUGGUUAAAAUGUUAAGCAUGGUCUAUUUUACGAUUUUAAUCUCUUGAUGCAAAUGCCAGAGUUAAUUGACAACCCAAUGAGAAAUAAAACAUCCGCAAUUUUAAUGCAAC
Messenger RNA from Contarinia nasturtii (swede midge), 3080 nucleotides. RefSeq names its product extensin. Gene Ontology annotation, biological process: positive regulation of transcription by RNA polymerase II. Bases 400 to 2775 code for a protein of 791 amino acids. Gene Ontology annotation, molecular function: transcription coactivator activity. Gene Ontology annotation, cellular component: nucleus. The record is from RefSeq and is a predicted model, not a curated record. The transcript is spliced from 15 exons. Lineage: Eukaryota; Metazoa; Arthropoda; Insecta; Diptera; Cecidomyiidae.